Cetraspora pellucida is the source of this 361-nucleotide messenger RNA. Lineage: Eukaryota; Fungi; Glomeromycota; Glomeromycetes; Diversisporales; Gigasporaceae. The record is from the annotation of a GenBank genome assembly.
AUGUCUUAUGAAAAUAAUGUGUCAAUAUGUUCAGAACACCCAACUGAAGAAAAUGAAGUACACGAACUUGACUCUCGAAUAAGAACAUUAAGAGAAAUGGUUCAAAAAUCAAGAGAAAAAACCAAGGUCUUAUCAUCAAAAAUAGAUACCCAAGAUGAAGAAGGGCAGAAUUUUCAAUACCAAAUGACCAAGCCCAGGAUCAAAUAUGAUUCCAGAGCCAUGGAAAAUCACAUAUUGGACUUUUCAAGCAGUGAGGAUCCAUUUUUGAACACACUACUAGCAAAAGCACAAAAAUACCUACUACCAAGCUCAGCCUAUGAAAGGCAUCUUCAAGUUCUGUGGGACAAAUUUGCUACAUUUU